AUGGCGGAGUUCAUCGUCAUGCUGAACGAAUCCAUGCCUGAAUCCGAGAGGUUCAUCAUGGAGAGGCUCGACGACGACGACACACACAUGUACGUGCUGCCUUACGCGGCGGCCAUUAUCAGGCGCGAGAUCGCAGAGUUGAGCAAGCGUAACUUCAGUAACUUGAGGCCGACGCGGCGGCAGAGGAAGAUCGCUGCUGUCAAAUCCAAUUUCCAGGAUGCAUGA
Messenger RNA from Miscanthus lutarioriparius, 225 nucleotides. NCBI's taxonomy places the organism in Eukaryota, Viridiplantae, Streptophyta, Magnoliopsida, Poales, Poaceae. The record is from the annotation of a GenBank genome assembly.